Cynara cardunculus var. scolymus (artichoke) is the source of this 2434-nucleotide messenger RNA. RefSeq names its product zinc finger CCCH domain-containing protein 5. Gene Ontology annotation, biological process: mRNA splicing, via spliceosome. Lineage: Eukaryota; Viridiplantae; Streptophyta; Magnoliopsida; Asterales; Asteraceae. Gene Ontology annotation, molecular function: metal ion binding; pre-mRNA 3'-splice site binding. The transcript is spliced from 10 exons. The record is from RefSeq and is a predicted model, not a curated record. The coding region runs from base 99 to 2183 and encodes 694 amino acids. Gene Ontology annotation, cellular component: spliceosomal complex; U2AF complex.
CAAUGGACGGGACACAACCAGUAUAUUUAUGUUAUAUAUUUAUGUUAUAUUUAAGAGCUAGGUUAUAUUUUUGGCUCCGCCGUUGAACAGCAGACAUCAUGGAGGGGAGGGAGCCAUCCGCGGCGGAGCAACCUGAAUUUGUUAGCCGGAAGGAGAAGCGAAAGGCACUGAAGAAGGACAAGAGGAAGCAAAUAAGGAAGGAGUUAGCAGAGAAAGCUCGCGCUGAGGAGGAAGCUCGGAUCAAUGAUCCCGAAGAGCAACGAAGGAUUCAGGUGGAGGAGGAGAGGGAGAAAGAAAGGUUAGAGAGGGAUAGAAAGGAGUUCGAGGAGAGAGAGAGGAUUUUUCUUGAAGAAUUACAAAGGAAGAAGAUGGAAGAGGAAGAAGAAGAGCGAAGGAAUGUUGUUGAAAGAGAAUUAAAGCUAAAACAGGAAGGAGUAGAGGAAGGUUCAAAUGAAGACGAUGAAUGGGAAUAUGUAGAGGAGGGGCCUCCUGAAAUCAUUUGGCAAGGAAAUGAGAUAAUAGUUAAAAAGAAUAAAGUCAGGGUGAAAAAGAAAGACGCCAAUCAACAUACCGAAAAAGAAGAUCCUAAUAGACCUACAUCAAAUCCACUUCCUCCACAAUCUGAAGCCUAUGAUGCUUACAAGAAUGCGCCCAUGACGUCAGUAGAGUUGUUGGACUCUGUUGCCCAGCAGGUUCCAAACUUUGGAACAGAACAGGAUAAAUCUCAUUGUCCGUUUCACAUAAAAACUGGAGCAUGUAGAUUUGGUUUGCGUUGCAACAGAGUUCAUUACUACCCUGAUAAAUCUAGCACAUUGCUUAUCAAGAAUAUGUACAAUGGACCUGGCCUUGCUUGGGAGCAGGAUGAGGGACUUGAGUAUACAGAAGAAGAGGUCGAGCACAGUUAUGAAGAAUUUUAUGAGGAUGUGCAUACAGAGUUUUUGAAGUUCGGGGAAAUUAUAAAUUUUAAGGUGUGCAGAAAUGGUUCUUUCCAUUUACGAGGAAAUGUAUAUGUCAACUAUAAGUCGCUGGAUUCAGCUGUGAUGGCUCAUAAUUCUGUGCAUGGUCGUUAUUUUGCAGGCAAACAGGUUAAAUGUGAGUUUGUUAGCUUAACGAAAUGGAAGGUUGCCAUAUGCGGGGAGUACAUGAAAUCAAGGCUUAAGACGUGUUCCAGAGGGUCUGCUUGCAACUUCUUACACUGCUUUAGCAACCCUGGUGGAGACUAUGAAUGGGCUGAUUGUGAUAAACCGCCCCCAAGAUAUUGGGCGAAAAAGAUGACUGCUUUAUUCGGUUAUUCGGAUGACUCUUGGCAUGCCAAACAGAAAGAGCAACCAAGUCCAAAGGAUAGCAAAAUAUUCACAUCCGAUAGAGACGGUUAUCACUCCAAAAGGCGUCGAUCUAUCCAAACAAAUCAACACGAUGGAGGUUCUGGUAGAAGCCGCCAUGAGGAAAAUCAUGCUCGAAAGAGCCGACACCAUGAACAGCAAAAAGACGAUAAAAGUUACGAAGAUGAGACGGAAUAUAAAAAAAAUCACCGUGGCAGUAGUAUUGCUGUGGAUACUGAUUCUGGUGGAGAUAGGAACACUCACAGGAGACAUCGUGACAUUUCCGAAAACAGGUCAAGGCACAAUUGGAGAGAUUAUGAUGGUAGAAGCAGUAGAACUCAUGGUAGUAGUUCUGAUGAAGAUUUGUACAUGGAAAGACGACAUGUUUACAAGAAACGAAGGUCACGACACCGAGAGAACAUCUCGGAAUCAUCUAACGAUGAUGGAGAAUCAGGCGGUGCAAAACACGAGCCACAAUGGCAACCAAGUUCUGACCCUAGUGAAACCGAGUUGCAAAAACAUAAAGAACGUAAAACUAAUUCCGCUAGAUAUCAUCGAAGAUCAAGAAGACACGAUGACAAGGUGGACCAUCGACAAUCCCAGAACAAGCAAAAGAGGCGCCACAGAAAAUCUGCUAGUCUGCACCGAUACGAGAGGAGUAGAUCACGGGAUAGCGGGUAUCUCUCGGACAAAGACAACGAUAGGAGUGAGCGUUGGGAUCCCGACGGUUCUCCCAAUGAACAUGGUGAACAUAGGAGUAAUAAGGUUGACUAUGAGAAAUCUGAAGAUCGGGAAACACGUUCAGGCAGCUUGGAAGAAGAGUCGAAAAGCCGGCAAAUUCGUGAUCGGAAGAGAAUUUGAGAAGCAGUCGUUGGUUAGAUAAUCGACUUAAGGUGUACAGUUUAUUAGAAUAUAUUAGAUCUAGAUUGAAAUCAAACUAUCAACAUGUUGGAAACAAAAAGAGACGAUGCAAAUAAGUACUUAGAAGAAUAGCUGAAUUUGAACAUUGAUUAAAUCUCCAUAUAUGUCGAUGUCAAUGGAUCAAUGAAAGAUACGGGUUUGAAACCGGAAAAAAAACACCUAAAUCAGUUUUACCCUGCUAAAAUUUUACG